CUGUAUGUAUAAUAUCCCGUACUUACAUACAAAAUAACUACAGUUAGCAGGUUGGUUCCGGUUGGUAGCUUUACGAUAUCAGCAUCAAAUCAGAGCAGACCGCUAUCGGCUUGCUCGAGCUUGGAACUUUACAUUAAAAAGGUACAUGACUUUAUUUGCGACUACAUUGUGCAACAAGAUUUUAAAGUAUCUCUGAACUAACGAAGUUGAUAAGAAUUGACUGCAGACUCAACAACAUGAUGUCACGACCCGUCAGCAAGCCACGACCAGUCAGGAGGGCACACACAUUUGAAGGGAGCACUCUGUACCCGUCCCGCAAAUCUAGUCUGAUCGAAGAUGCUCGUCGGGAUUCGUCCAGCUCUUCGGUCGACAUCUGGGGACCCUUCGGCCUCCCGAGUCCGACCGAACACGACGAUGUAUUCUCGGAGGGCACCGACGAGGUAACCAACUUGGUGAACGGAGACAUCCCGAAGAGACUGUGUGUGUCGUUCUCGUCCCGCGGUGACGCCGGUUUCGCCUCGCUGGCUAAAGCUGUGAAAGUAUUCGAGAUGACGAAGACAAAGCUGAUUCAAGUGGAAUCAAGAGCUUCCGCUGCAAACGACGGUUUUGAAUUCCUUGUUCAAGUCGAAGCAAAGAGUUGCAUCGUCAGGAGUCUUCUAGCCUCCUUGAAGAAAACAGUGGACUCCGUUGUCUUACAUACAGAAGAGGUUCCCAAAAGAGCAAUCUGGUUUCCACGUCACAUCUCGGAUCUGGAUAAAUGUACACAUCUCACCAUGUCGUACGAACCGGACCUUGAUAACGACCACCCGGGAUUCACAGACAAGGAGUAUCGCACACGACGAACCGAAAUUGCAAGCAUUGCUUUCCAAUAUAAGUACGGGAAACAUAUAGAGAAAGUGAGCUACAAUGAGAGUGAAAUACAGACCUGGGGUUACGUGUACCGCCAACUUCAACAGCUGUUUACUACGCAUGCCUGUAAGGAGCACGUGACAGCAUUUAGCGAAUUAGAGAAUGUUGGUCUGUACAGUCCUGAUUUUAUUCCACAACUUGAAGAUGUCUCUAACUUCCUUAAAGCUAAGACUGGCUUUCAGCUUCGACCUGUUGCUGGUCUAUUGACUGCUAGAGAUUUCUUGGCCAGCCUUGCCUUCCGUGUGUUUCAGACAACACAAUAUAUACGCCAUUCCUCAUCACCAAUGCACACACCUGAGCCAGAUUGUUGCCACGAACUACUCGGGCAUAUACCGAUGCUGGCAAACUCAGAAUUUGCACAAUUUUCUCAGGAGAUUGGAUUGGCCUCGCUGGGAGUGUCAGAUGACGACAUAACAAAACUUGCAACGCUUUACUGGUUUACCGUGGAGUUUGGACUAUGCAGAGAGGGGGAACAGGUCCGGGCCUACGGCGCUGGUCUUCUGUCGGCUCCUGGUGAAUUAAUGUACGCUUUGUCGGAUCAACCGGAGCAUCGUCCAUUUCAACCGGCCAAGGUAGCCAUUCAAGAAUACCAAGACAAGAACUAUCAAUCGGUGUACUUCGUGUCGGAAAGUUUUGAGGACACUAAACAGAAGUUAAGAUCCUUUGCAAACUCUAUGACGAGGCAUUUCGAAGUCCGCUACGACCCUUUCAAACAGACAAUAGUACCUCUCGACACCCUCGAUAAUGUGCGAGACACCGUGCGAGAUUUGAAGGCCCACAUCACCACGGUGACGUCAGCCUUGGAAAAGAUCACGAUGCACUGAUGACGUCAUGGUAUGGAAAAUGGAGAUAUCCUGCCGUCGAUUUCACCAAACUCUUCCUAACUUAGGAUUAAUCUGAGGACAAGUUACUCGUCCAAAAAUCGAAAUAAGAUUAAUCCUAGCGGUUUAAUGAAAUCGGCUGCUAUAUUCACCAAUCACUGCCGCAAAUGGAUUAAAGCAAUUAUUUUGAAUUGAUCUUGACUGUAGCAGAAUCGGGAGUAAAUCAAAUGUUUGUUUAUUUUUUGAGUUUUGUCAUAUCUACUAAAACAUAUAUUAAUAUUAUUAUUAUUAUUAUGGGAAAGGUGUGUAAAUACUACUGUUAUGUUGUAAACGUGUAGUUUGAUAGAGCUUACCACUACUAUCAAAUAGAUGUUUUCUUUGUUUUAGGAACCAAUGAAUGUAGAAAAAAAACUGUUUAUUUAUUUACCUUAAAGUGUCAAGGGAAGUAAAACAUGCCUACACUGCUCUAAUGUUCUUAAAAAUGGAUUUUUGGGGGAAUGCAGUUGUAGGUUAUUUAAAUAGUAAACUCUUUAGAAAACCCCCCAGAAGGAAAUAGAAAAACAAGGCAAGUCUGAGUUGACCAAGCACCGGAUCAAAUGAGCUUGACCAAUUUCUGGGUCAGUUUGAUCCAAAGUCUGCGUCCAAGUGACCAGAAGUGGGUCAAACUGCUCACGCAGAAUCCGAGCUAUGGAUCCCUAUUUUUUUUCUUCUUUCAGUUUCCAUGUCAGUCUGACCAAGAAGUUGUUAGGCUCCCUGUGACUCUGGAUCUGUGUCAAUUUUGACCUUGACCCGUUUAGAGUGUACGCCAUCACUAAACAUUGAAUGUAACUGUUUCAUGCCCGUGAUAGACUUGAUUUCAAGUCGGUGAUCUUAUUGUUUGUCUACCUGAACACAUUGCCUGAAGAAAUAGCGCCCUCUUUGUGGAUUAACCGUCGAUCACAAAUUAGGGAGUCAUACAUAAUAUAAUAAAUCGGUGCAAAUCAAAUUAUAUUCUGCCAUUUCCUGGUAUUCCGAAUUCAAGAAAAGAAUCAUCUAGGCCUUUUUUGUUUUUUAAAUUUAAAAUCUAAAAUAAAACUAAAUACUUGGUGGAGAGAUACUUGACGGCGUAAUAACAAAAAGUGGUGUCUUUUCAGUUGAUUUGUGAUGUAUUUUUUAAUAAUUUGAAGAUCUCAUUAACAAAACGCUAUAAACUUGAACUACCAAAACUACCAAGCACUAUUAAGACCAACAUCAAAAUGUUUAACAAAAAAAAUGGUGACGUGUUGGUAUGGUAUUAUUACAAACACGUUUAAUUGCCAACAGGGUUUGUGUAGUAUCCUGAUCGGUCAUCUCUCUGGCAAAUCCAGUAAUGAAUAAUUUACUGUCCCAUAAGCGCAUCGGGGUCAAGUCUGAUAACGCGGUAGGGUGUGUGUGAUAGCCAGUCUACGGCAGGCAUUUUGCAUUUUGCAAAGCUGAUGCAGAAUAACAGCGAUUUCAGACUUGAAAUGAAGUAUAUGCCAGAGAGAGGGUAGAGAUCUCGCAACUAAAUGCCACAGUUUAUUUAUCAUGUUCAGUUGAUUUGGAAGCUUCCCAUGUUGUAAAAAAAGUAGACUACUUUUUUUACAACAUGGGAAGCUUAUCAUGUUCAGUUGAAUUGGAAGCUUCCCAUGUUGUAAAAAAAAGUAGUCUACUUUUUGUACAACAUGGGAAGCUUCCAAUUCAACUGAACAUGCUAAAUAAACUAUUACGCGGGGAAAAAACAUGGAGUUAAAUCUCGCUUGGGAAAGAGUAUGUGUUUUGACAGGAGUUGGGAUAAAAGGUAAAGGACUUAUCGAAAAAUCUACCCUCAUCUAAAGGGGAAAAUGAUUGUAUAAAUGUUGGUAAUUUUGUCACCAGAAAUUAGUCUGGAGGGGAAUGUAACCCUUUUCCUAAUGUACGGUUUCGGCCCAGGCUUUGUCAGUUUAUGCAAAUGUACGUAUUCAGUAAAUAGCCGCAAACAUCGCAUCCUACCCUGAGCCCAAGCCGAACCCGUGGUUUCGAAAAGGGCCAUAGUUGUGACCUCCCUGACAACUAUUUCAAGUUGUGUGUAUAUUUACAGCAAUUCAAUUAAAGAGUCAUUAGCAAACAUGACAAAAAUGAUGCAAAGUAUAAUUAUAGACUUUAAAAAGGUAGACAAAACCACUUAUACAAUAGGGAUAUAUAUACAUAUCCCUUAUGUCUUAUCUACACUAGUCGGUUCUUGCCACUUAAAGACACUGGGCACUUUUGGUAAUUGUCAAAGAUAAGUCUUCUCACUUGGUGUAUUUUAACAUAUGCA
Messenger RNA from Asterias rubens (European starfish), 4026 nucleotides. Its product is annotated as tyrosine 3-monooxygenase-like. Gene Ontology annotation, molecular function: iron ion binding; tyrosine 3-monooxygenase activity. Gene Ontology annotation, biological process: dopamine biosynthetic process from tyrosine. NCBI's taxonomy places the organism in Eukaryota, Metazoa, Echinodermata, Asteroidea, Forcipulatida, Asteriidae. Gene Ontology annotation, cellular component: perikaryon; axon; cytoplasm. Bases 237 to 1733 code for a protein of 498 amino acids. The record is from RefSeq and is a predicted model, not a curated record. The transcript has 14 exons.